Oppiella nova is the source of this 1996-nucleotide messenger RNA. The record is from the annotation of a GenBank genome assembly. Lineage: Eukaryota; Metazoa; Arthropoda; Arachnida; Sarcoptiformes; Oppiidae.
CGGACACGACGACACCAACAUUCAGCUCAUUAUGCAGGAACCUCCCGACGCCCCCUCGGAACUGAAAAUACUAGAACACGACGGAAGAUCUGCCCGAACAUCAUGGUCUUCCCCAUACAGUGGCAACAGUCCUAUUAUCCAUUACAUGGUUCAGUAUAAACUGGACACCGAUAAAUGGACGGCUCGUACGCCUAACGUCACGGUAUCGGCAUCUGAGACAUCAGUUCUUGUGGGAGGGCUGCGACCCGUCACCACAUACCAGAUCAGAGUGUUUGCCAUUAAUGGUCUCGGGAAGAGUGAGUCCAGUCAAGUGAUAGUACUUAAGACAAUUGAGGAGACGCCGGGCGGUCCGCCAUUACAUAUCAAAGCCGUUCCCUUGAGCUCCAAGUCGAUUAAGGUGAGUUGGAAGCCUCCCCGUAAAGACCUGCAGUACGGAGUAAUCCUUGGAUAUUAUGUCGGAUACAAAGUGUCUGAAUCAGCGAAUUUGGAUCAAAUGAACAAAGAUUUCGUGUAUAAGACACUCGAAGUCAAGAAUGAGGCGAUUCUGGAGGAAUGCACUGUAAAUGAAUUGACGCGUUCAACGAAAUAUCAAAUUAUAGUCCAGGCCUACAAUAGCAAAGGCGCCGGACCAUCAUCUGAACCCACUUUUGUCAAGACUUUAGAAAUGGAUCCGCCGUCCACUCCAACCCUGCGCGUCGUGAGCGGCACAUCCAACUCAAUACAGCUCUCAUGGCUAAUGAAUUCCGAUGACUCCACUCCUGCCACCGGAUUUAUUCUCCAUCACAAGAAGGAAUCUGCAGAUUGGGAUGAAUUGAGAUUAACUGACACUAAAUCUUAUGCUCACCAAUGGCUCAAAUGUGGCACUCGGUAUCAGUACUACAUAAUUGCUUUCAAUUCUGUCGGCAAAAGCGAUGCCUCCAGUAUUGUGUCCGCAAAAACAGACGGCGCCUCUCCUGUUGCACCCGAUAAGCACUCCCUCCUCAGCGUCAACACAACCACUGCCACCAUAUUCUUGGAUGCCUUCCACGACGGCGGUUGUCCCGUGAAUAUGUUUGAAGUGAUGUACAAACUAGCGAAGAGUCGUAAAUGGAUAUCCCUAUCGAACCGGGCGUUUACAGACCAGAAGCAGAUUGUUUUAAGUGAUUUAAUGCCUUCGACUUCAUAUGAUAUUAAGAUAACGGCAUUCAAUGAGGCGGGAAGUACUGAAGCCCAGUACUCGUUCACCACUACAUCCCUCGCUCUGCAAGAUGAUGAGCCGGGAGUACUGUCGAGCAGCAAAUCCGCACCGUCUGUGCCCUUCUAUGCGGAUGUUCUGCCAAGACAUGGAUCCAAUGUUUAUUCCAAUUAUAGCCCAAACAAAGUGUCACAACAGGACUGCACAGAAACCGUUAAUUUAACAGAAUUGGAUGUGAAUGGGAGUCACGUGAAGAAGAUGUCGAUGCCUUCCGAGGACCAGUGCACCCAAAGUAUGGCUCACUUCCCGACGCCGUACGCCAUGACCAAAGUGGGCGACACCGAAGAGCGGGUCCCUCUCAACGCUAUGUCACGACAGUCUCCCCUCAAAUCCUAUAACGCAGACCACGAGGCCAUAUACGCCACCGUUAAGCGCACUCCCCGUCAGCCCCGCUCUGACGUUCAUAUAUAUCAAUAUCCGACUAACGUACAGCCGGACAGUGGCUGCGAGUCGUCGGAGGCGUCGAAUAUGGCUCAUCACUGGCGGACAUCUGUGGUUAGGUUUGAUAGCGAACCCCAAUCCGUCAAACUGUUUGCCUGUGAUCCUCAAAGUGGUCUCAUAUAUGGCAGAAAUCAGUCGAGAUCUAGUCAUCACUACAAGUGAUAUACCAAAAACCUCUUAUACUUAUUUUCAUGUCAUAUAACAAACCAAACAAAUAAACUCAACGAUUAUUGAAAUGAUUUCUAAUUUCAAUUCAGGAUCUCUUCAUUUGUAAGUCAUUUCUAGUUAUAAUAUGGACCACAAAUGCCUCAAAAAAUCGAU